This is a messenger RNA of Danaus plexippus (monarch butterfly), 894 nucleotides long. RefSeq names its product nuclear cap-binding protein subunit 2 (gene Cbp20). Lineage: Eukaryota; Metazoa; Arthropoda; Insecta; Lepidoptera; Nymphalidae. Gene Ontology annotation, biological process: mRNA cis splicing, via spliceosome. The record is from RefSeq and is a predicted model, not a curated record. Gene Ontology annotation, cellular component: nuclear cap binding complex. The coding region runs from base 154 to 630 and encodes 158 amino acids. The transcript is spliced from 4 exons. Gene Ontology annotation, molecular function: RNA cap binding.
CAUUUAUUUUUGUACUAUGUUUGCGUUUUGUCCACGAUUCUCGAAAUUUAUGGAAUUGACAGUGGAAUAACGCUACGAUUUAAUGUUUUAUUAUUAUUUGCAAAUCCCUUUUAAGUGAAUAAUAUAUUUGCAGGCAAAUACAAAGCAAUAACAAUGAAAAGAAGCAGUGAUGCAAUGAAUUCCUCUAUAGAAAUUAGUUCAUACCGAGAUCAGCAUUUUAAGGGAUCAAGAACAGAACAAGAGAAAUUAUUAAGGGCAUCAUCUACACUGUACAUAGGAAACUUAUCGUUCUACACAACUGAGGAGCAGAUAUAUGAAUUAUUCUCACGUUGCGGUGAUAUACGAAGAGUCAUAAUGGGAUUGGAUAAAUAUAAAAAAACUCCAUGUGGAUUUUGUUUUCUAGAAUAUUAUACGAGGCCAGAUGCAGAAGACUGCAUGAGAUAUAUAAAUGGCACAAGACUGGAUGAUAGAAUUAUAAGAUGUGAUUGGGAUGCUGGGUUUAUUGAAGGCAGACAAUAUGGAAGAGGGAAGACUGGUGGACAGGUUCGUGAUGAAUACCGUACCGACUAUGAUGGCGGUCGUGGCGGUUAUGGGAAAAUAAUUGCACAGAAAAUUGUACCAAAUACAUAAAAAUAUCAUUAAUAACUUGCAUUAUUAUUUUAAAAGCUUUGUGCGAAAAUUCUGUAGGUAUUUAAUUUGACUUGAGCCUAUGAAUAUUGAGUUCAUAAUGAAAAUAAGUAAAAUGUUUGUCAACUUGACUAGCAUUGUGUUCAUUAUUUAUGUUUAAGAAUAUGUUACAAAAACAAAGUUUUGAAACAACACAAUGUUAUGUGCAUUUAAAUAUUUUAGUAACUUAAUAUCUGAACAAAUGAAAAUAAAAAGGUGUUUUUCAUA